Messenger RNA from Colletotrichum karsti, 333 nucleotides. RefSeq lists its product as uncharacterized. Lineage: Eukaryota; Fungi; Ascomycota; Sordariomycetes; Glomerellales; Glomerellaceae. The coding region runs from base 1 to 333 and encodes 110 amino acids. The transcript is spliced from 2 exons. The record is from RefSeq and is a predicted model, not a curated record.
AUGGACUUCGUCAACAAGCUCACCGGAAACAAGAACGAAGCCUCUGGCUCCGACGCCCAACAGCAGCCCGAGAAGAAGGAGUCUGGCGGCUUCAUGGACAAGCUCAAUGGCAUGGCCGGUGGUGGCCCCGAGAGCGAGAAGCAGGAGGACCACCUUGACAAGGCUGUCGACAUGUUCCAAGAAAAGGUCCUCGGCCAAGGUCCCCAGGAUAACGAAAGCGCUGCCGAGCAGGCCAAGGAUGAGCAGAUCUCAGACUUUAUCAGAGGCCAAUACAAGAACACCACCGGCAAGGAGUUCCCAGUCGAAGACAAGGACAAGAAGUACGGCCUGUAG